Messenger RNA from Camelina sativa (false flax), 1437 nucleotides. Its product is annotated as serine/threonine-protein kinase SRK2F. The record is from RefSeq and is a predicted model, not a curated record. Gene Ontology annotation, biological process: protein phosphorylation. NCBI's taxonomy places the organism in Eukaryota, Viridiplantae, Streptophyta, Magnoliopsida, Brassicales, Brassicaceae. Gene Ontology annotation, molecular function: protein serine/threonine kinase activity; ATP binding.
UAAGAAAAGAAAAAAAGCUUAAACUCUCUCUCUCUCUCUCGCAUAUCUCGCUUUUAAUAAACCUCGAAAGAAUAAUAAAAAGAGAAGAGGAGGAAGCAAAAAAAACGACAUAGUUUUGUUAGAGACAUAGAACCAACCCCACAAACAAAAUAUUCUCUUUUUUGCUCUGUUCUUUGAUCCGAGUCCGAGACCAUCCAUCAAUGGAGAGAUACGACAUCUUAAGAGAUCUUGGCUCCGGUAACUUUGGAGUUGCCAAGCUUGUCAGAGAAAAAUCCAACGGAGAGUUUUACGCCGUUAAAUACAUCGAGAGAGGCCUUAAGAUUGAUGAACAUGUUCAAAGAGAGAUCAUCAACCACAGAGACUUGAAGCAUCGUAAUAUCAUCCGAUUUAAAGAGGUUUUUGUGACACCAACACAUCUUGCAAUAGUAAUGGAGUAUGCAGCAGGCGGUGAACUUUUCGAAAGAAUUUGCAAUGCCGGUCGAUUCAGCGAAGACGAAGCAAGAUAUUAUUUCAAACAACUGAUCUCGGGAGUUAGCUAUUGUCACGCUAUGCAAAUAUGUCAUAGAGACCUUAAGCUUGAGAAUACACUCUUAGAUGGGAGCCCGUCGUCGCAGCUCAAAAUUUGCGAUUUUGGAUACUCGAAGUCAUCAGUUUUACACUCUCAGCCAAAAUCGACCGUGGGAACGCCGGCUUACGUUGCCCCGGAGGUCUUGUCCCGGAAAGAAUAUAAUGGAAAGAUUGCAGAUGUGUGGUCGUGUGGGGUGACCUUGUAUGUAAUGUUAGUUGGUGCUUAUCCUUUUGAAGAUCCCGAAGAUCCAAGAAACAUUAGAAAAACCAUUCAGAGGAUAUUAAGUGUACAUUACGCCAUACCGGAUUACGUUAGGAUUUCAGCCGAGUGCAAGCAUCUCUUAUCUCGUAUCUUCGUGGCUGACCCCGAUAAGAGAAUAACUGUACCGGAAAUCGAAAAGCACCCGUGGUUCUUGAAGGGUCCUCUAGUUGUGCCGUUGGAGGAGAAAUCUGAUAACGGAGUGGAAGAUGAAGAAGAAGAAGAAGAAGAAAAGUGUCGACAGAGUGUUGAAGAGAUAGUGAAGAUAAUAGAGGAAGCAAGAAAGGGAGUGAAUGGUAUGAAUACUAAUGGUGGAUUAGGUUUGAUAGAUGGGAGCAUGGAUCUUGAUGAAAUUGAUGAUGCUGAUAUUUAUGACGAUGUUGAUGAUGAUGAUGAUGAUGAGAGAAAUGGUGAUUUCGUAUGUGCUCUAUGAUUUCAUUUACAUUCAUGCAGUUGUGUGUAUGGGCAUGCAUUUAUAUUAUAUGUAUGCUGGUUGAGAAUACCCGAACCAUCUUGUGUUGCAUGUUUGUAUAAUUAAGUGGAAAUAAUUCACCCCCAAUCAAUUUAUAUAAAAAGUAUAAGAUUUGUGUGGGUCAUUUGAUUUAUGUAUA